AUGCUAAUUAAGAAAAUCCGAGAUGUUCCUUCAUCACUAAAAUACGAAACUAUAGCCAAGCCAAUUAUUAAUCAAGUUUUACAUAGUAAUGACGACCUUGUUAGUGAUGACUAUUAUAACUUUGAUUGUAAGAAACAUGGUUUUUAUUUAAUUUCAAAACUCUUCACCUAUAAUGAUAAUAGAAUGCUUAAUUUGGCAAUUAAAGUGAUGAACAUGUUGAAUUUGUGGAAUAACAAAUUCAUUGUCAUGAUGAUUGUAAAGAUAAAUCCAACAACAGUAUUUGAAAACGCAAGUAAAGAACUGAAAAGAGACAGAGAAAUUGUUUUAGAGGCUGUUGGGUGUAAUCCUUGUGUUUUGAAAUAUUUAUCUUAUGAUUUGAUAAGUGACAGAGCAAUUAUUAUGAAAGCAAUGCAAAUUAAUGGACUAGCUCUUAAAUAUGCCUCAAAAGAAUUACAAAAUGACAGAGAAAUAGUACUUCUUGCAGUUAAGAAUAAUGGAACGAGUCUAAACUAUACUAAUAUUAGAAAUGACAGAGAAAUUGAAAUGGAAGCAGUUAAGAAAAAUGGUCUUGCACUUGAAUAUGUCUCACACCAUUUGAGUAAUGACAAGGAAAUUGUAUUGACAGCUAUUAAUCAAGACCUGAAUGCUUUUAUAUAUGCAUCAAUUGAAAUACAAAAUGAUAGAGAACUUGUUUUGGAAUUAGUUAAAAAAUCUGCAUGGAUUUUUCAAUUUGCUUCAAAAGAAUUAAGAGGUGAUAGAGAAAUUGUUACAGAAGCUAUUAAACGAAAUGCUUACUGUGUUUAUAGACAUGUAUCAAAAGAAUUAAGAAAUGAUAGACAGUUGGCAUUGAUAGCAAUUAAACAACAUGCAAGUUUACUUGAAUACGCCUCAGAGGAAAUUAGAAAUGAUAGAGAAAUUGUAAUGGAGGCAAUUAGGCGUGAUGAGCAAACAUUAGAAAUGGCAUCUGAUCAAUUGAAAAGUGACAAGUCAUUUUUGUUGGAAAUAGUUCAACAAAAUUCCCAAAUGUUAGAAUAUUUCUCAGAUGAAUUAAGAAAUGACAAGGAAUUUAUAUUAGAAUUAGUUAAAAAAAGUGCAUCUACUAUCAAAUAUGCUUCUUAUAAUUUACGAAAUGAUAGAGAAUUUAUUCUAAAAGCUGUGAAACUAAAUGGAAUGGUACUAAAAUAUGCCACUCUUUUUAGAAAUGAUAGAGAAAUUGUAUUGGAGUCAAUUAAGCAAGAUAUAAACACCUAUGAAUAUGCCUCUCGUGAUUUAAAAAAAGAUAGAGAGGUUUUAUUAGAAAAGUUAUUUAAUUGA
This is a messenger RNA of Naegleria gruberi, 1314 nucleotides long. RefSeq lists its product as uncharacterized. NCBI's taxonomy places the organism in Eukaryota, Heterolobosea, Eutetramitea, Acrasida, Naegleriidae. Bases 1 to 1314 code for a protein of 437 amino acids. The transcript has a single exon. The record is from RefSeq and is a predicted model, not a curated record.